Molecule: messenger RNA, 1208 nt
Organism: Acanthoscelides obtectus
Lineage: Eukaryota; Metazoa; Arthropoda; Insecta; Coleoptera; Chrysomelidae
Source: the annotation of a GenBank genome assembly
GAAUCAUCAGCAUAUUGAUGUGUACUGCAAAAUUUUCAAAUCUGACAUAUACAGCGAAAACGACAAAGGUCCUAAAAUAAUACUAAAAAAAUAUUAGCCUUGUGCUACCCCGUAUUAAUCGGAACCGUAGGGAAUGUCGCAGCGUGUUCUUUGAAACGAACUUCCACCCCACAGCAUGGACACUGGCCUGGGGUCGACCCCAUAUGUUUACAGCAGUCCGUCUGUCCUGCCCGCUGCACGUGAUAUAUCCAUUUUGAGCGGCGCCAGGUAACCUUUACCUGCCAAUUCUUUGUCUGUGUCCACGAGAAGCAUAGUUUAUGGUGAGCGGGCAUGCCGUAUUUGGUUAGUUUAACUGUACGUUCACGUGGUUUCGUUUAACCUCUGUUGCAAUUCUUUUUGCGCUUGGCCAGCUGAGUCAUACGAGUAAGCUUUUGGUUCGGUUUAUUGCACAUCGCUAUAAGCAGUUGAAGUUUCGUCGGGAAGUGUGUGUUAAGGGUUACUGUAUCAGAUCUUCCAAAAUGAACGUCUACGUAGGAUUCCAUGACCAAAGAAAUAGCAGCAGAAUUUUGAAACCCCCAGGCGGCGGGACCUCGGACAUAUUCGGUACCAACGUCAAAAAAGUCGAAACUGCCGCCAAAAUUAUCGAAGAAACUCCCCAGAGUCCCUUGAAAGAAAUUAUCGAAAUGCCUGUAGAACAUGUUGAAGACACAACACGUAAGGCUGAAGAAGUUACGACGGAUUGUCACGAUUCGAAAAAUGGCAUGAACGGAGACUCAGAAAGUACGAAAGUUGAAGAUUUGAAAGUGGAAGAGCUGAAAAUAAACGAGGAGGUUAAAGAGGAGAACGUAAUUGAAGAAAUAGUAAACAAAAAAGAAGAAUGCAAAGUUGAAUCGAAAGUAGAGAUCACAAAGACGAGUAAAGCAAAGGUUGCGACGAUAGGGAGCAUUUUAGCUCAAGAUGAUAUGGAGGUUCAAGGAUUUCAGAAGAAAAACGUGAAGACACCAAAUCGUGUGCCCCCAGGAGGAUACUCUUCGGGAUUAUGGUGAAAAUUGCUACGUUUCUCACUCGAGGAAGGAAUAUUAAUUCGAUAAGUAACAUAUGAGACUUAUUAUGCACUAUUUUGUAAAUGUGGUUUUUUAUAAGCAAAGUUUGAGUCAUUUUUUAUAAUAAAAAUAAAAUUAAACAAAGAAAUACACCUUUAUAUAUUA